AUGACUCCUUCGUUCAUCACAUCAUUCAAAGGAACCGGCCACGAUAUUGCCGAUGAACUGAUCCACCCGUCCAUUGAAAGAGAAAACGGAGUAAGUGUACUAAUUGGCUCAAACCAGAUGUGGGCGGUGAUGACAGGUGAACUCUCCAGACCGGGAAACGAGGAAACACUCAUCGCUAUGAACUCCAAGUUCGGAUGGAUCUUUCAAGGGAGCACCGAGCACUUGUCAAAGCCAAUCAACUCACGAGUCAUGAAUCUGCAAGCAAGCCAGCCUUCUGCAGAAGAUGAUCAGUUGUUAAGUCGGCUGGAGUUGCUCCAGAGGGAAGUCGACAAGCUGACAGCCACAGUGGAGAACCUGUCCAAGCAGCGUGAUCACUUGCUUGUGGAGAGGGACAGCCAGGCUCGCCAGCUUGCCCUGCUCACUGAAAAACUCAAGGAAAAGGAUAAAGAUACACAGACUGCCCACUUCACAUGCCGAGCUACAGAAUCACAGAUUGACAAGCUGCAAGACAACCUAAACAACAAGGAGAGUGAUGUUUUAAGGCUCACAUGUCGAGUGAGAGAGUUGGAAACAGAAGCUGCAUCAGGAGCCGAGUCCCAUUCCCACCUCCUGCAAGAAAACCAGAGGCUUCAUGAGAACUUUACACUUGUGGCGAAAGAGCACAAGAACAUGGCAUCUGACUUGGAGAAUGCUGUACAACAGAAGAAAGAAUUUGAACUUCAAAUCCAGGAGUAUGUGAUCAAAGUGGCCAAAAUAGAAGAGCUCCUGCGUACAAGGGAUCGAGAGAGGGAGGAUAUUUUGGACCAGUACCGGUCCCUUAUCUCGGCCAACGCUGAUCUGCUGAUUCAGGCCGAGCAGAGCCAGAAAGAACAAGACAGCAGUGAUGCCACACUCAAUAGCCUGCGUCAGCAGCUUGCACGACACAUGAGUGUGACGACAGAGGAGAAGCAGAAGCUGGCUUCACUGGGAGCAACUAUGGCAGCCUUGCAAGAGUCCCUGCAGCACAGCGCUGCCGAGGGAAGUCGACUGAAGGAGGAACUUCAGAAGACCUCAGACAUGCGUGCAAGGCUCGUCGAGCAUGUGGAAUCGCUUCAGGACCAGCUCGCCAAAGAACAAACUGUUAACAAUCAGAUUUCUGGGUACUUGAGGCGCCUAAAGGACGAUCUUUCUCUGGCACGUACCGAAACAGCUACGGCUCGCUCUGAUGCAACCAGUAUGGAGCGCGUGCUUGCCACAUCUCGGGAGCAGCGCUGCCAGACAGACAUUGCCCUCGAAAGGCUCUCUACUGAGAUGGAAAACAUGAAGCAGGAGGUCCAAGCAGGAGCCACGAGCAGGGCAGCCCAAAAUGAAGAGGACCGGUUUCUCAGAAGCAAGCUGUCAGAGUUUGAGCAUGCAGUGGAGCAGCUAAAGCAACGAAAAAUCAGGGAGCAAUAUGCAAGGAUGAUUGAAGUCUACGCAGGAGAAGAUGGACACCCGAGCGCGCGUGCAGCAGUUGCUCUCCGACUUAACAUGGGUCGGCCACGCAUCGUACGAAGUCCCGAACAGCAGGCAGCUUACGAAGAACAGCGCCGACAACAGCAUCGUGAGAGAGCUGGUGUUCGCCGUGCCGAUGUUGCAGUCCGGGCACAAAACCAGGCCCGGGUGGCCGAGCGCAAGCAGCAACUGCGUACCGAGGAUCCGGCAGCCUACCAAGCCGUCGUUUAA
Messenger RNA from Dermacentor silvarum, 1704 nucleotides. Its product is annotated as centrosomal protein of 135 kDa-like. The coding region runs from base 1 to 1704 and encodes 567 amino acids. Lineage: Eukaryota; Metazoa; Arthropoda; Arachnida; Ixodida; Ixodidae. The record is from RefSeq and is a predicted model, not a curated record. The transcript is spliced from 2 exons.